AUGCCAACUAGAGAAGAAAUUUUAGUAGAGACUGUGGAGUCUGAGGACUCUGAUGAUGGGGCUGCAGUUGCUGCCAUGGCAGAUGAGCCUCCAAACAACCUUAAUGAAUCGGCGUUUCUUCCCAACAUGGAACCCGAUCAUGCUGAAGGUAGAGGCCUGACCGGAGACUCACGUGAGUUUGAACUGCAUACAUUCCCUGAAAGCAGCGAAAGCGAGUCGGAUGAUGAUGAUCACCAAAGCGACAAAGAUGUCGCAGAAGUUGUGUUAAGUGACCCUGAAACGGAGCCUAGUGACGACCCGGUAGAAAAGGUGCGUGCCCGUAAAAGGGAAAAGCGACUUAAAGACAGUAAGCGUAAGAGGGACAAUUAUGAGAACUGGUUGAAAGAUGGAGGUGCGAGUCAGGCUUCCUCUAAGUCUGAUGAUUCUAGUGACCGUAAGCAGCCAGCCAAAGAUUACUGGUCCCAUGACACUGCCGCUUCUAACACAACUGCCCCAAAGCAGAAACCUCAAUAUAAAGAUAGUUCUCAAAAGCCUUCCGCUACUAAGAAAGCAGCCCCUAAACCCGCUUUGAUGCUUAAGUCUACAGUGGAAACUAUUGGCUUGGAAAUUAAGAACAACGGAACCCUUGUUAAGAACCAUAUUUCUCGUAAGUUCAAAGAGUUUACGAAAGCGACCAAGAAUCAGCAUGCCGAACUCCUGGGAGUUCUCAAGGCGCAUGGAGAGAAUCACCACACACUUAUGGAGGGGAUUCGGAAUGUUAAAACUCAGCUUGACCAGGUUCUUGCAAUCGUUGAGAAGUGUCCUCACAAGGCCAAGACGGUUCCGGAGAAGCCUCCUCCUGGUCCGCCCCCUAAUCAAGGAAGGGGAAGUGGUGGUCCAGAGAACUUCCGUAGACGUCAACCAGAUCCAGAUCAGCAUCAAGCUUCGGUAAACAGGAAUGGCAGUAUCGGUAAUCGGAACCAUCAGGGGAACUUUACAGCUUCCCCGAAUGUGACGGUGAACCACCACAUAUAUAAUAAUCCGCAUGUGGAUAUCUCUACCCCUGUUGUUGGGCCUGGUUACGGUGUUCCACCGAACUCUACUGGGACCAAAAAGCGGCGACUUUCUGCCAUGUCGAUGGCUCUUAUUGCAGAGAAAGAGAAGCAAGCUCAUCUUAGGCGUCACCACCUUGAACUAGAAAGGCGACAUGCUUUAAAUGAAAGGAGGCCCCCUUCGGUGGUUAAGCCUCCCCCAUCUGACCCUUAUUUCGGUUCCAAUCUCCGAUUCGAUUAA
This is a messenger RNA of Seminavis robusta, 1272 nucleotides long. The record is from the annotation of a GenBank genome assembly. Lineage: Eukaryota; Bacillariophyta; Bacillariophyceae; Naviculales; Naviculaceae.